AUGCAAGAAGGACCAGCGAACGGCAGUGAGGCUACACAGCAGGCUUCGUCGUCCACUGGCGUAGGCGUCUCGCAGGAAGCUUCCUCCUCUUCGUCAUCAUCAGCCGCACCCACCAAUCGCUCAGGCAAACGGGUCCAAGUAGUCGGCGCUCCACCUCCAGGCCCGCCCAUCCCCCGCGAUGGCGCCGAGUCAGACCACGACGACAAUGAGGAUGCGCGCUCAGAUGCAGGCUCAAUAGACUCGGACGCACCGCCUUCCAAACCCUCCGCGCAUCCCGCUACCGCCCCGCCCUCGAGCUCGGACGAUGAUCUCGAAGCGCUCGUCUCUGACCUGACUCUAGAGGACGAAGACCUGGACCUCUCCCACCUCUCACUCAAGACAAGAGAUCUCAGACAGCUCAACUUGCCCCGCUUCGCAAAACAUCUCAAGCGUCUCGUACUGCGGCAAAACCUCAUCACAAAGAUCGGCGCGAGCGACGUAGGUGCGCUGGAGAAGUUGGAGGACCUGGACCUCUACGAUAACUCGCUAGAGAAGACGUACGGCGAUGUCCUCACGGCGGGAUGUCCAAAUUUGAAGUCGCUCGACGUCUCGUUCAAUGCUUUGCGGCAUGCCUCCAACCUCUCCCCUCUCGCCAAGCUCACACACCUCUACCUCGUCCAGAACAAGAUCGCCCGCGUCCGCCCUGGAGACUUUGUCGCGCCGCUGUCCCACUCUCUGGUCAGCUUGGAGCUGGGAGGCAAUAGGUUGCGCAAGAUCGAGGGGCUGGAGGAGGUGACGGGAUUAGAGGAGCUUUGGCUUGGGAAGAACAAAAUUGAGCGUAUCGAGGGACUCGAAGGGAUGAAGAAGUUGAGGGUGCUGAGCAUUCAGUCGAAUAGGAUAACGACGCUUGCCGGGCUGGAGGAGCUCGGUGGGAGCUUGGAGGAACUCUACAUCUCGCACAACGGGCUGCGCUCCCUCGCCGGUCUGGCGCAUCUCCCUAAGCUGCGGGUACUGGACAUUGCGGGCAAUCUCUUGACGAGCCUGCGCAGCGACUCCCCUCCUCCUCCUCCGCUGGGUCCCGGCCUCGAAACGCCCCUCGUCCACCUCGAAGAGUUCUGGGCAAACGACAAUCAGCUCGCUCCCGGCCCGGCAACACUGAGGGACUUGGAAGCUCUGCUAGGCCCUUCGGCUUGCCCACAGCUGGAUACGGUUUAUUUGGAGGGCAACCCCUUCACUAGAGCGGAGGGGAGUGCGUAUAGACGGAAGGUCCAGCUGGCCUUGCCACAGGUCAAGCAGAUUGAUGCUACGUAA
Messenger RNA from Jaminaea rosea, 1290 nucleotides. RefSeq names its product L domain-like protein. Gene Ontology annotation, molecular function: protein binding. NCBI's taxonomy places the organism in Eukaryota, Fungi, Basidiomycota, Exobasidiomycetes, Microstromatales. Bases 1 to 1290 code for a protein of 429 amino acids. The transcript has 3 exons. The record is from RefSeq and is a predicted model, not a curated record.